AUGCACGAGUUUCGCGGCAGCCUGAUGCAAGCCGAAAUCGAGUCUAUUUGGCCCUAUCCUCAUACAAAGUGGCACCGUGACAACCUGGCCGGCUCAGCAGGCUGGGCAGCUAUCACUGAUGAUCCUAUGUCCGAGUCGGAGUUAUACAUAGCCCUGUCCGGUGCUCCGCAAGACGAUAUUCCCUUCUACUCCGAAACUUUCUCCAUUGACGAAUGCCCCAUGCCCGCUCAAUCUGACCCGGCACUCCUUUCAUCUCUCCCUCCCACCCCACCAUCCAGUCAAGUCAAUCCUCCCACAGCAGUUUCACAGCCACAACCACACCGUCUCAGUCCCAUGUCCAAAAAGCCAGAUCGUAGUUCACCCUGCUGUUCUGCUCAUGAGCGCAUGCUUCAUCAACAGCUCUCACGCGGCGCCAGUAUCAAUAUUCAGAACGCCAGCGGCCAGACCCCGCUGCAUAUCGCUGCUCAACAAGGCAGCCUUGGCACUGUACGGCUCUUACUCGCCUCGAAUAUGAUCGACGUGAACGUUCAGGACCGAUGCGGAGCCACUGCAUUGCAUCUGGCGAGUGAGAACGGGCAUGUUGCGGUAGUGAGCUUGUUAGUGGCACAUAAUGCCCGAUUGGAUGUAAGGGCAACAAGCGUGUGA
This is a messenger RNA of Penicillium mononematosum, 645 nucleotides long. RefSeq names its product ankyrin repeat domain-containing protein. Gene Ontology annotation, molecular function: protein binding. Gene Ontology annotation, cellular component: cytoplasm; nucleus. Lineage: Eukaryota; Fungi; Ascomycota; Eurotiomycetes; Eurotiales; Aspergillaceae. The transcript is spliced from 2 exons. Bases 1 to 645 code for a protein of 214 amino acids. The record is from RefSeq and is a predicted model, not a curated record.